GUUCUUGCCCCUUCUGGACUUCCGGCGGCCAUCCCCGGUGCUAGCUUCCACAAUACGUAAUUGCAUUUUCGUAUCACGUUGCGAGUCUUCCAUCGAGAUCAGCACAUUUUUCGCGGGCCAGCAUUUUUCGUGUUGCUCAUGCUGCGCCUCUUCUGAGCUUUGGAACAAGCUAGCGUGGUCAGCAUCCCUGUUUGGGGUGUACGUACAAGGCUUCAAAAAGGCGUGGGGGGUAUUGUGUCCCUCGUUAAAGAGUCAAAUUUUUUGCGUCGGAGUUGGGCUAUAUCUGCUUGCUGUUCGGAUGGCGAAUGCAUCCUCCGGAGUGGGGGUGGAAGAUGACUGUAAGCUAAAGUUCCUGGACCUGAAGAACAAGAGGGCCUACCCUUGGAUCAUCUUCAAGGUGGACGAUGCAAAGGGGAUUGUGGUAGUGGAGAGGCUUGGGAAGGCUGACGAAGACUACGAGGUCCUCCGCGCUGCAUUGCCCGAGAACGAUUGCCGAUAUCUUGUUUACGACUACAACUUCGUCACGGAGGAUAACUGCCAGAAAAGCAAGAUCUUCUUCAUCGCUUGGUCACCGGAUACUUCGCCCGUCAGGCGUAAGAUGAUUUACGCAACCUCGAAGGACAGGUUUCGACGGGAGCUGGAUGGAGUACAAUUGGAGAUCCAGGCCACAGAUCAAACAGAGAUAGACAUAGACGAGCUCAAGUCUCGGGCAAACAGAUAGCAUUGUCUACCACGAACCGCGAGUCUGGAUCCUGUGAGGACUUCAGAUUCGAAGACGUGUUCCAACGCUCUGUCAAUUGCUUGCUUCUUUUGACCGUUUGACCUUUUCGAGGACACGGGCUUUCUGUAGUUAGUGCUUCGAGGAAGUGUUUCGAAGCUGGUUGAGCAUGCUUCGUAUCCUUUCUCAGAGAUGGUUCUAUUGUAUUCCUUGUGGUUCAUGGAGUUGGCGCUGUAGGCAAAUCUCACGACAUUCACUGUGUCAACGUUCUUUGCAUAUUAGCUGUACUUUUUUUGCCCCAGAGCGGA
Messenger RNA from Klebsormidium nitens, 1026 nucleotides. NCBI's taxonomy places the organism in Eukaryota, Viridiplantae, Streptophyta, Klebsormidiophyceae, Klebsormidiales, Klebsormidiaceae. The record is from the annotation of a GenBank genome assembly.